UGCCUGAAGGACCAUUUCACUAAAACAAUCAAUAUCAUUUAAUGCCUGCUGGGCUACAUUUUCCACCCAUGUGAUUUUGUGAAACCUUCCUUACGUCAGUAGACAUCAGUACGCUACUCAUAUUGAGAUAUCCCAGGCAAGGUUAAACAUAGUUGGUUUCAACUGGCAUUACAGUGAGUUUGAGAAACAAUGAGCAUUCAGAGAGAGGGAAGAAGAACCAGACUGCCAGAAACUAGAACAUCUUGGGAGGACAAAGGUACUUCUGAAGUAGCAGCUGGAAAACUGGAGGUUAUGGAGAAGUUCUUCACACCACUGCCCCAUUCUAGCAGCCAGAGACCAUCCAAGAGCAGUUCAAAAGGAAAAUCUAGCUGGGAGGGGACCAGGAACCAUUACUAUAAAGAAUCUAUGUCUUCUUCCUCACCUUCUUCCUCUUCAAGCCAAUGGUCAUCAGAAUCCAAUUUCAGAGUCCAUGGACAGUUUCAAGGAUACAACUCUCGUGCUUCCCAUUCACGUUCCUGUAACGACAUAUCGCUGGGAAAGGGGAGAGGAAAUGAGGACAAAAGGAAUUUUGUUUCUAAACAAGAUGCUAAAAAAUCUGUCCAACAAGAAAUAGAUCGUUUGUCUCCAGUAAGAAGUAAAACAAGAUCAGCUAAAAAGAGCCAUUCAGGAGAUUCAAAGGAGGCAGGUCUCAACAGGAGUGGAAGAGAGGAUAAAAAAGGUUUAAAAAAUGGUGGUCGAAGAGCUAAAUCAAUGGAGGCACUGGUGGAAAAGGAAGCCAGGAAGAAAGAAGGUCAAGGAAAAAAGAGAGUCCCUGUAGAGAAGCAGAGAUUUUCUCGCUUUCUAGAUGAAAUAACUGUCCAGGUAUUAAGCCCAUCAAGCCUGAACUCUUUAGGCAUGAAAGAAAGGCAGAAUCUAGGCAAUCGUGACCAGUGGAAGAACUCAAGUACUGACAGCUUGGGUUCCAGAGGUAAAAGAAGCCAACACAAUUCUGUAACAGAACUUCAGGAAGGGAGAAAGAAAGGCAAAGGAAAAAUAGGGUCUGCUACAAAAGCAAAAGUGAGUGCGGAUCCCCCUGAGCCCUGGAGGAGGAGAGAUAAGAGUACCAGUCCGGACUCUGUGACCUCCUCCACGCGACGCAGAUGUGAAAGAGAGGAUGCAAACCUAAGUGCUUCAAACACGGGUCACCAACCAAGAAGAACAAGCCGGAGGCUGUCACAGGAAAAUGUUGGAAAGCCACUGGAUCACAAAGAAAGGGAUAACAAAGAUGGUGGCUUAAGUGGAGCACCAAAAGGAAAGGCUCAAUACAAUGACAAAGCACAAAACAGCAAUCUUAAUAUGGAAUCUACUACAAAAGUGCCUAUUAUAUCCCCACCAGCCUGGUGGGGAGACUCUGGGAGCCCAGCAGCAUCUCAGCACUCAGACAAAACCACAGAGAACCACGAAGACCAAUCAAGAAGGAUCAAAGAUAAAUGUCCUGGCACUCAGCCAUCCAAUCAGAGCCAAGAAGCUAAUCUCAACUCCUCUACUCUGCGUGAGAAUUUGGAGCAAGAUAAAGACUCCUUGAACCAGAAGAUCACUGAACUCCUUGACCAUCUUGUACGGGCACAAAGUACCAUCUGUGCUCUGGAGAAACUCAAUGUAGCCUCCCUUCUUCGAUAUUUACCUGCUGAUGUGUUGGAUUCAGUGAAGGUUCUCCACCAAGGUCUUGAUGGCAGCAUACAAACAGAAGGCAUUAAAUGCCCAUCAUCAUCAUCACAUGCCAUCACUUCACAGAUGAGUAAUUUAGCCAUCAGUAGUGGCAAUCUGAAAAAUACUAAUGAAGAGAAUACAGCGGAGUCUCAAUCUGCACCAAGCGCGACUACUUUUAGCCCUUGGAGUCCUAGAAGGCAAAAGUCAAUUUCUGCGCUUCACACACUGUACACCUCCACUGAGAGUGAUUGCAGCUUGGAGGAUACCCCACCCACCUGCAAACUCCUAUCUCCUCGCUUUCCUAACCUUAGGGAGAGCUUUUCUGACGAUCGGAAAGAUGAUCACUUGACUGAUGGCUGUGAUUCCAGAACAGAACAAAAACAUACAGGAACGUCAAAGCCUCCAUUACCCAUACCUAGUCUCCUGCCUGCACAUCGAAACCCUCAACGUAACCAUCAUUCCAGGACCAGCAGUACUGAAAGCUCUGGAGAUGAUCCCAUGAUAAGCUGGACAGAUGCACCUUCAUAUGAACCACCACUGGAUUACAACUCUGCCCAAAACAUUUUAGAUACCCUUUUGGGGUUGAGAGAUUCUGACACAAAUAUUGCUAAACCUGAAAUUGCUGGUGGCUUUUCCUCUGUUGACGCUACGAAGAUUGAUGGGCAAUUUAUAAGAAGUGAAAAUAAGUAUUUAGAGAAUCCAAAAAGUGUUGCACCAAGAAUUGAAACAAAACAUAUGUCUUAUUCAGGAGUAAACAAAGAUUGUCUACACAUUUCUGGUAAAUGUUCUCAAAAUGAUAGCAUACUUUUCAGCACCCACAGUCCUAUGCCCAGCCCUGUUAGUGGAGACAGCAAAUUACCACCACUACCAACCAAAAGAACUUCAGUUCCAGGAAGUUUUGACAAUGCUUGUCCAGCCCUGAGCCCUGUAGGAGAAGUUGGUUUUCGUCCAGUAGGAAAAAAUGAGGGUUUGAUCCAUCAUAAAUCAGACUUUCUUAUACCAACAUGCUAUUUGUCCUCAUCCAUGCAAUCUACAGAUCCUAUCAUUCAACAUCUUGAUUCAUUUAUGCUCAGGAGCACAUCAGGAACCGAGUUGGCUAUGGGGAACUGGGAAACUAGCCAGAGUCUACAGCAGGAAGGGCAGAGGGAAAGGAAGCCUAGAAAAGAGAGAACGGUGACUUUCAGCGCAAUUAAUGAUGGUCAGUCAAAGCAAAGUCUAGUGACAGCGAGAUCAAAGUUCAUGUCCAGCAAGAUUGCAGAUCAAGGGCAAGAAGACAGUACAUCAAUGGACUCGACCCUACUUUGAGGAGUUCGACUAAAUCAAUAAAUGGAUAUUCGCAAGAUUGUUUUGAUCAUAAAGUUGGUGAUAGAAACAAGAAAUAAUGAAUGCUUUAAAAUAGAACUAUAGGCAAAACUUUUUUUUAUUUUUCCAUUUUGGAUAGAGCAAGCGGGGAUUAUUUUUCACCAUUGUUGUCCAAUUGCGGAAAUUUUCCUUCACUUCCUGUCCCAUAGCCAAACAGAAAGUGAGAGGAAAUCCCUGCAAACUAAAAGGUAAU
This is a messenger RNA of Rana temporaria (common frog), 3244 nucleotides long. RefSeq lists its product as uncharacterized. The transcript is spliced from 7 exons. The coding region runs from base 190 to 2994 and encodes 934 amino acids. The record is from RefSeq and is a predicted model, not a curated record. Lineage: Eukaryota; Metazoa; Chordata; Amphibia; Anura; Ranidae.